Atta colombica is the source of this 969-nucleotide messenger RNA. RefSeq names its product probable signal peptidase complex subunit 2 (gene Spase25). NCBI's taxonomy places the organism in Eukaryota, Metazoa, Arthropoda, Insecta, Hymenoptera, Formicidae. Gene Ontology annotation, cellular component: membrane; signal peptidase complex. The coding region runs from base 121 to 690 and encodes 189 amino acids. Gene Ontology annotation, biological process: protein targeting to ER. The record is from RefSeq and is a predicted model, not a curated record. The transcript is spliced from 3 exons.
AAGCCACUAACAGCGAUCGACGUAUUAAAUCAAGCCCGAUUAUUCGUGCAUUCGUGCCAAAUCGUGCGACGUGCAUCCGAAGAGACGCGACGUGUAUUUUGUUAAGAGGUUAUAGUCGUGAUGGGUGCAGCGGAGAAUUCCGUCAUACAAAUCAAUAAGUGGGAUGGCUCAGCCGUGAAAAAUGCUUUGGAUGAUACAGUCAAGGAAGUACUCACCAAGAAAUAUAAUUACAUAGAAAAUUUUUCUCUUCUUGAUGGAAGAUUGUUCCUCUGCGGAAUUACUGUUACUAUAGCUAUCAUAGCACUAUUAUGUGAUUACUUAUAUCCAUUCCCUGCUUCCAAGCCUGUUUUAAUAGCUUGUGUCUCCUUCUAUUUCCUUUUAAUGGGACUCUUGACAUUGUAUACAACGUAUAAAGAAAAAGGCAUAUUUAUAGUUGCAAUUCAAAGAGAUCCAGCAGGUUUCAAUCCUGAUAUGAUUUGGGAGGCAAGUUCGUAUUUAAAAAAAUAUGAUGAUAAGUACAAUCUGGUGUUGUCAGUUAAAAGUACAUCAAUGGGAAUCUUUAAUGAGACAAGUGUUACGAAAUCCGUUGCGAAUUUCAUUGAUGUUAAUGGUGCAGUGAUACCAGGAUUAAUAGAAACUGUAGUAACGAACAUGCACGACAGUCUGACAUCCCAACGGAAGGAGAAAUAGCAAUGUUCUGAGAAAAAACAGAGAUAAACUAAAAUCAAUGUAAGCUUUUUUAACAUAAUUAAGUUUUUUUCCUAUGAAAUUUUGUUGUCCACAGUUUUUCGAUGAUGUUCUGAAAUAUAUAUAUAAUACACAUGUCCAAUUCAGUCCAAUUUCUCAUAUAAUGAUAUAUGUAAAUAACAUAAAAAUAAGAAGCUAAGUAUUUUCAUUUAUGUAUUGUAAUUAUUAUACUCAAUAUCUGAAAUUAGAAUGGACAUUAAAAAUCUUUUGUUAGAUAAACAA